Messenger RNA from Aplosporella prunicola CBS 121167, 1338 nucleotides. RefSeq lists its product as uncharacterized. Gene Ontology annotation, cellular component: fungal-type vacuole membrane. The record is from RefSeq and is a predicted model, not a curated record. The transcript is spliced from 4 exons. Gene Ontology annotation, biological process: transmembrane transport. Bases 1 to 1338 code for a protein of 445 amino acids. Gene Ontology annotation, molecular function: transmembrane transporter activity. NCBI's taxonomy places the organism in Eukaryota, Fungi, Ascomycota, Dothideomycetes, Botryosphaeriales, Aplosporellaceae.
AUGCUCGAGCUGCGUGCGCUGGGCCGCUCGGCGGAGAACACCGACAACGACGACGGCACCUCCACCCCGACGUUCCAGGACGCGCACGCCGACCACAUCGAGUUCCAGCUGCCGCCCGUCGACCGGGGGAAGGACGCCUGGCUGUUCCUCGCUGCGUGCUUCGCCAUCGAGGCGUUGGUGUGGGGAUUCGGCUUUACGUUUGGUGUGUUCCAGGACUACUAUAGUUCGCAUGAGCCGUUUGCUGGGUCGGCGAAUAUUGCCGUCGUGGGAACAUGUGCGAUGGGUAUAAUGUACCUGGACCUGCCCAUCGUCUUCCCGGCCCUGCAGGCGUUCCCUCGCUUCAAGCGAUGGGCCAGCAGCGUCGGCCUUGUCAUCAUGUGUCUGGGACUGGCGCUGAGCACUUUCUCGACCACUGUCGCGCACCUGAUCAUCACUCAAGGCAUCGCCUACGCCGUGGGUGGCAGCCUGGUCUACGCCCCUACCAUCCUAUACAUGGAGGAAUGGUUCGUAACCCGCAAAGGCUUCGCCUUUGGCAUAAUGUGGGCCGGGACGGGCAUCUCGGGCGUCAUCCUCCCCUUCCUCCUGCAAUGGCUCCUCGACACAUACGGCUGGCAAACGACCCUCCGGAUCUGGAGCAUCUCGGUGUUCAUCCUCAUCGCGCCGCUGCUGUACUACGUGAAGCCGCGGCUCCCGCUCAGCCAAGCACCGCGCACGCGGCGCUUCGACGUGACGUUCCUGUGGAGCGCGCCGUUCCCGCUGCUGCAAGCGGGCAACAUCCUCGAGGCCCUCGGCUUCUUCCUGCCAAGCAUCUACCUGCCGACAUACGCGCGCAGCGUACUGCACGCCAACGCGGUCCUCUCCACCCUCACAAUCGUGCUGUUCAACCUCUCCAGCGUGCUCGGCUGCAUCGCCAUGGGCGCCAUGAUCGACCGCCUCGACGUCGUCACCUGCAUCCUCAUCUCGACGCUCGGCAGCACCGUCGGCGUCUUCCUGCUCUGGGGCGGCGCCCUCAAUCUCCCCCUCCUGUACGUCUUCUGCAUCGUGUACGGCCUCUUUGCCGGCAGCUUCACCUCCACCUGGCCAGGCGUUAUGCGCGACGUCGUUGUCCGCAAGAACGGCAGCGUCGACCCUUGCUUGGUGUUUGCCUGCUUGGCCGCUGGUCGUGGCAUCGGUAAUGUCUCGUCCGGCCCGCUGAGCGAGGCCCUGGUCCAGGCGGGUAAGUGGAGUGCUGGUUGGGCGUUUGGUACCGGCUUUGGCUCGUUGAUUGUCUUUACUGGGGUUAGUGCUGCGUUGGGUGGGUUGAGCGUGUUGGGGAGGUGCGCGAAGAGGGGGUUGUAG